This is a messenger RNA of Mangifera indica (mango), 1502 nucleotides long. RefSeq names its product ELMO domain-containing protein A-like. The record is from RefSeq and is a predicted model, not a curated record. The transcript is spliced from 10 exons. Lineage: Eukaryota; Viridiplantae; Streptophyta; Magnoliopsida; Sapindales; Anacardiaceae. The coding region runs from base 461 to 1258 and encodes 265 amino acids.
ACACCCCCCUCUCUCUAAAAAAUGGUCGGUCCCACAUUUUAUCCCUCAAAACAAACCCCGUCCCGUUCCACCGAAUCUAAAAUACCUAGAGAAAGAGAGGGAGAGUGCUUGUCUGUUGCCUUGUCUGUAACUUCUCAUGGACGACUUCUUAUUCUUCUUGUUAUAGAUCUCGAAACCCUAGCUUUAUCUUUCAAAGAUUCUUCACAAAUUGCUGUCAAGAUUCUUUCAAGAACCACUUCUCUUCUUUCGUUGGGAGUAGAAUUGUAGAAUUUCUCCUUAUCGAUUUUUGUAGACUUUUUUCAUUGAUUUUCAAAUUAGUGUCCACUGUUAUUGAUAUUGUAUCUACAUUUUCGUUUCCGCUUCGUUGGAGACGCCGAGUUUCUACUGGUUUUGUUGUGGAGGAGCUGGCUAGGGUUUGUGAAAUUAUCGAUGGUGUUAUGGUAAAUAGUUUCAGAGAGAAAUGGAUGAAAGAGGAGGUUCAUUUGUGGCUGUGAGGAGGAUUUCUCAAAGUCUAGACCGAGGCAAUACGUGUCAUUCAACUUCAGCUGAGGUUGUGGCAGGGUCAGCUGCAUGGCUGGGUCGAGGUCUUUCUUGUGUUUGUGCACAGAGGAGAGAGAGUGAUCCUCGCCCUUCUUUUGAUCUGACUCCUGCCCAGGAGGAAUGCUUGCAAAGGCUGCAGAAUCGUAUAGAUGUUGCCUAUGAUAGUUCAAUCCCUGAGCAUAAGGAAGCUUUGAGGGCUUUGUGGAAUGUUGCUUUUCCAGAAGAAGAACUCUGUGGUUUAAUAUCUGAGCAGUGGAAGGAAAUGGGAUGGCAAGGAAAGGAUCCAUCAACAGAUUUUAGGGGUGGUGGUUUCAUAUCAUUGGAGAAUUUGCUUUUCUUUGCUAGGAAUUUUCCGAAGUCCUUCCAGGAUCUCCUUUGGAAGCAGGAAGGUGAUCGCUCGGUGUGGGAAUAUCCAUUUGCUGUAGCUGGUGUAAACAUUACAUUCAUGCUCAUUCAGAUGCUUGAUCUUGAAGCAGUCAAACCACGAACAAAGGUGGGAGCAACUUUCUUGAGGUUUCUUUCAGAAAAUGAAUCAGCAUUUGACCUUCUAUAUUGCAUCACAUUUAAACUAAUGGAUCAUCAAUGGCUUGAGAUGCGUGCAUCAUACAUGGAUUUCAAUACGGUUAUGAAAUCCACACGGCGACAACUGGAAGGGGAGCUUCUGCUUGAUGAUAUUACACGGUUGGAAGAGUUACCAUCAUACAGCCUCCUUACUUGAUAGUAUAGCAGUUCCGAAGUCUAACAAAAUGGCUUGUAGGCAGCAAGAUGUGCAUGUCAUCAUUGGGCAAAUUCUGAACCCUUUUCGGUUCUCUGUCCCAUCUCAUGUCCUAGUUUAAAAAAAAAAAAAAAAAACUAAAUUGGUGAGCCCUUUAUAACUCUUCUUGAAGCCAUGUAAGCGCAUUUCCUCGUGAUUUUUCCAGGAAAGGGUUGAGUCUAGUUUUUAAAGUGAUUGGUUGUUUUCA